GGUGCCGUUUCGGGGGGUGACAGUGCCGUUGUGUCCCCAGCCCUCCUGGUGGCCGUCAGGAUCAACGGCAAAGGCCGCGAGGUUCUGUACCUGGCCAAGGGCGACUCGGUCAAGCUGGGCUGUCCCUACGUCCUGGAGCCCGAGGACAACGGUCCCCAAGGCGUGGGCAUCGAGUGGAUCCAGAUCACACCCGAGAGAACCGGUCCCCAGGUGCUGUCCUACCAGGACCACCACGUGAAUUACGGCAGCUCGGGGCUGCAGGACCGGGUGGCGUUCGUGCAGACGGACCCGGGCCAGCGCGACGCGUCCAUCCGGGUGGCGGACCUGCAGGAGAGCGACACCGGCACCUACCAGUGCCGCGUCAAGAAGAACACGGUGGCCGUGCACGAGGUCAUUGUCACCGUGCAAGGUGAGGCGACAAGCCCGGCCCCCCCCGGAGCGCUCCCCU
Molecule: messenger RNA, 448 nt
Organism: Malurus melanocephalus (red-backed fairy wren)
Lineage: Eukaryota; Metazoa; Chordata; Aves; Passeriformes; Maluridae
Gene: VSIG8
Product: V-set and immunoglobulin domain containing 8
Exons: 2
Cellular component (GO): intracellular anatomical structure
Source: RefSeq, a predicted model, not a curated record